Messenger RNA from Anisakis simplex (herring worm), 219 nucleotides. Lineage: Eukaryota; Metazoa; Nematoda; Chromadorea; Rhabditida; Anisakidae. The record is from the annotation of a GenBank genome assembly.
UUUUCAAGGGAUGUCAACGAAUUUUUAACGAUUGGACCGUUCCGUAAAAUCGUAGGCUUUUCUGUAUUCCUCAUGCAAAUCCCCGCUCAACGAUCCGGAUUGCACGACAUUUCCGUGCUCAGUGAUGAUGCUGCUGAAUCAAUAGAGGCUGCUGCGUGCACAGCAUCAAGCCUUACUCGAACGGGUGGAAAUGAUCGAGGCGGAAACGCUAUCGCGUGA